Messenger RNA from Adineta ricciae, 387 nucleotides. Lineage: Eukaryota; Metazoa; Rotifera; Eurotatoria; Adinetida; Adinetidae. The record is from the annotation of a GenBank genome assembly.
AUGGAUCAACAAACUUCGGACCUACUAUGGAAAUAUUUAUCAGACUCCCUUUCGGACAUACAAUCACAAGAACGUCUAAUGUUUUUCGGGACACAAUUACAAGACGAUAAUACUUUAACGGACUAUGCGAUCCAAAGUGAAUCACCGUUGAUUAUGGCACUUCGCUUACGUGGCGGAAUGUAUCAUUUCCCCAGUGGUCGUCAAGACUUUCAAGUUUCGCCUUGUGAUGAUGGUGCGAAUGCGAUUAUAAGUGUUCUCAAAUUUGCAUUUAAAAACGAUAAUUUACAAGUCCAAACACUUUUAUUGAAUUUAUACAGAACAUCUAAGGACUAUUCGCUGGUAAAUGGGAUGAUAAACAUAAAAAAUGUUGUACUUUUUGUGCAAUGA